CCAUGUUGCUGUUGGUGCGAGUCACGUGAACAAGCAAAAAAAAAAGUCAGUGAGCCCAGUGCUCAUCAAGGAACAAUGACCGAAAAAGAAAAAUCCGCAGUUUCUCUUCUUUUUUACCCCACUUGCGACACCCCAUGUUCGUCGUUCGGACAGGUGGAACGAGCCGCUGGUCGCAAUCGGUCGCAUUACGGGCGGUGGCAUUGUCGAAGUACCUGUUCUCAUCCUAUAGAGGAAAUAAUAAAAAGUCCAACAACCUUAUCCCAUCGACUCGCUCAGAAGACAAGGCAAGACACUCUGGCGACUUUUCAUUCAUGCCCGUCGUCAAUGUCCCCAUUAGUCAACUAGCCCACAGUGCCUUUUUUUCAUUGCAUCGGCCGUUACUAGGCUUAACCUCGGACGAUCACGAUCACUUUUGGAAAUCCCAGGAACCCAACAAUACAGAAACAGUCCUAGCUGAUUACAUGCGAACAUUGCGUCCAUUUCAUCCUCCUUCAUUGGAACCUACGGGAGGCAACGUGAUGACUUGGAAUAUCGACUGGGCUUCGAUUGAUCAACAAACCGCCCUGUUCAACGAUGACGCCCCGGACUACCUCACGGCCAUUCAAGAAAAACUGGCCCAAUUCUAUAAAUUAGACGUCGGUAGCGAUACCCAUACUAGAAAAGACGUUCGACCGAAACGACGACGCAAAAUGUUGAUGAAUCUAAAGCGACGAUUUUUUGUCAAAAACUAAUGCUGUAACAUUACCACAAAGAAAAGUCAUUGAAUACGUAAUUUCCCAGGUCACUUUUUCCUUCACACCUUAUUCUCUCAUUUCCCCCUACAAAACGAAGAUAGCGAAUCUUGAAAUAUAACUCAUAUGUUAUGUUUUUUUUUUCUCAAUUGACUA
Radiomyces spectabilis is the source of this 887-nucleotide messenger RNA. RefSeq lists its product as uncharacterized. The coding region runs from base 135 to 731 and encodes 198 amino acids. Lineage: Eukaryota; Fungi; Mucoromycota; Mucoromycetes; Mucorales; Radiomycetaceae. The record is from RefSeq and is a predicted model, not a curated record. The transcript has 2 exons.